Molecule: messenger RNA, 1443 nt
Organism: Helianthus annuus (common sunflower)
Lineage: Eukaryota; Viridiplantae; Streptophyta; Magnoliopsida; Asterales; Asteraceae
Product: 1-aminocyclopropane-1-carboxylate oxidase homolog 1
Exons: 3
Coding region: 457-1230 (257 amino acids)
Source: RefSeq, a predicted model, not a curated record
AUAUAUCAAAGCCGUUAGCCGCCACAACUUUGGCAUUUUUCACUGAUAGAAACUUUUUCAGCAUCUGACUUCUUCCUAAAACCAAAUUGUGUAUAAUUAUUUGCCAUCAAGCAUCCUAUUUUUUGUGUCAAAGAACAUAUGGACAUCUUAGCGGAUGAUCGAACUAAACAACUAAGGGCUUUUGAUGACACAAAAGCCAGGACUAGUUGAUGCUGUAGUUGGUGGUGUCGUUGAUAUUCCAAACAUAUUAAUCCGGCCACCCGAUGAAGUAGUCGAAGAUCUGGAAGUUAGUAAAACAAGUUUACAAGUACCUGUCAUUGAUCUUCAUGGGGUUGGCGACAAGGGGAGUUCAAGAAGACACAACAUCAUAAACGAAAUCAAACACGCUUCGGAAAUCAAACAAGGGGUUUCUUUCAGGUGGUUAAUCACGGAAUACCCCCCAAAGUACUUGAUGAUAUGCUGAAGGGAGUGCGUAGGUUCCAUGAGCAGGAUGUAGAGUUGAAAAGGGAUUAUUAUUCGAGAGAUCCGAAGAGGAUGGUGAAGUUUACUUCCAAUUAUGAUUUGUACAUGUCUAGAGCAGCUAAUUGGAGGGAUACGUUGGUUAUUGACAUGGUGAAUACCUACCAUCUUGAUCCUCAAGAUCUACCCUCGAUAUCUAGAGAUGCCACGGUUGACUAUCUAAACCAUGUCAUGAAGUUUGUAGACACCCUUUUUGAGUUACUAUCAGAAGCUCUUGGGCUAGCACCGAACUACCUGAAAUGCUUGGAAUUGGAGAAGGGUAAAACCUUGGUUGGCCACUACUAUCCGGCUUGCCCGAAACCUGACUUGACUCUUGGAAUCGGCAAGCACACCGAUACUUCUUUCAUUACUCUACUUCUACAAGAUGAGAUUGGUGGACUACAAGUUUUGCAUCAAAACCAAUGGGCCAGUGUCGGUCCUAUUCCAGGCGCUCAUGUUGUCAAUAUCGGGGAUUAUCUUCAGAUCAUAUCAAAUGACCAGUUCAAAAGUGUGAUCCAUCGCGCAAUUGGCAACACAACUCAAUCACGAACAUCGUCUGCUUGUUUUUUUCUUGGUGUGGCAACACCACUGAAAACUUAUGGACCCAUUGAGAAGCUUAUCACGAAAGAAACUCCUCAAAUUUAUCGAGAAUUUACCAUAAAAGAUAUUAACAUGAACUUUUACUCAAGGAGACUGAAUGACAAAUCUUCCUUAAACUAUGUUCGCAUUUAGAUAAUUAUGUUAGCAUAUUAGAGCUCAAGUCUCUCGAAUAAACCAAAGAUACCAACAUAGCAUGUUUUAUAUAUACAUUUAUUUGGUAUUUCAUUUUCCAAAGUAGUUAGGACGUUUAUAAGAUUUGGCUACUUAUUCCAUGUAAUAUAUAAAAGGAUACAUGUAAUCAAACAGUGAUGUUUAUUAUCUUGUGUUGAAUCCAUGUAGUUCAUA